Messenger RNA from Musa acuminata AAA Group (dessert banana), 1170 nucleotides. RefSeq lists its product as uncharacterized. The record is from RefSeq and is a predicted model, not a curated record. NCBI's taxonomy places the organism in Eukaryota, Viridiplantae, Streptophyta, Magnoliopsida, Zingiberales, Musaceae. The transcript is spliced from 6 exons. The coding region runs from base 382 to 954 and encodes 190 amino acids.
AACGGUGCAAAACAGAGAUCCUAAACCUAGAUCAAAAAAUUUCCCCAAUCAUCCGCGCCUUGUGUGACCACCUGUACCACCCCUCUCGUCGAGGUGGAAACCUGCUGUUCGUUCGCUGCCAGCCCGCCCGCCCGGCCGCCCCGUCUCGCUGUCUUGGGUCGGCGAAACUUGCUGUCUCUCCAUCCAGACGUCACCUCGGUCCGGCGCGCCGCCAACACCAUCAAAAGGCACGCGACGAAGGACCAGUAUCGCCGGUUGUUCUGGACGUUCCGUACCUCCCACAAUCGCCGGCUGUUGGCGGUUUGCCAUCACCAUUUCAUCGGAUUUUGGAUCGUUGCUUUCAAUCAUCGAGUUGUAGUUGUUCUCAACUGGUUUUACAAUAUGUUCAAGAACACAUUCCAAUCUGGGUUCUUAUCUAUUCUCUACAGUCUUGGGAGCAAACCUUUGCAAAUAUGGGACAAAGAAGUUGUCAAUGGACAGGUUAGACGGCUACAAGAUGACGAUAUCCAGUCAAAUGUGCUUGAAAUAGUUGGCUCAAAUGUGCAGUCAACUUACAUUACUUGUCCUGCUGAUCCAUCUGCAACACUUGGUAUCAAGCUUCCGUUUUUGGUUAUGAUUGUAAAAAAUCUGAAGAAGUAUUUUACCUUUGAGAUUCAGAUUUUGGAUGAUAAGAAUGUUCGCCGCCGUUUUAGAGCUUCAAAUUUUCAGUCUGUAACACGGGUAAAGCCAUUUAUUUGCACCAUGCCUCUUACAUUGGAAGAUGGUUGGAACAACAUUCAACUAAAUCUUGCCGAUCUAACGAGAAGGGCAUAUGGCACAAAUUAUGUCGAGACUCUUAGAGUGCAGGUCCAUGCAAACUGCCGACUCAGAAGAAUUUACUUCUCGGAUCGACUUUACUCAGAGGAAGAGCUCCCCCAGGAGUUCAAACUGUAUCUCCCAAUGCAAAAAGCAUGACACCUCGGGAAGAGCAUCAGAAAUAUAGCAUCUUGAUUGUGAAGCCUUAACAUUAGUUCUAUUAAGUUAUAUCUGGCUCUUGAUAUGUUUAGGAAACUGUGCCUUGAUGUUUGGGUAGUAUUGUACAUUCCUAUAACAUUUUCCAUGUGAUUAGAUGAUGUUGAAUCCGUAAGUUCUAAUUCCAUGAAGAUCUGUUGCACUGCUUUUUUCCUUUAA